Messenger RNA from Drosophila novamexicana, 1176 nucleotides. RefSeq lists its product as uncharacterized. Gene Ontology annotation, molecular function: phosphatidylinositol bisphosphate binding. NCBI's taxonomy places the organism in Eukaryota, Metazoa, Arthropoda, Insecta, Diptera, Drosophilidae. The record is from RefSeq and is a predicted model, not a curated record. Bases 247 to 1053 code for a protein of 268 amino acids. Gene Ontology annotation, cellular component: membrane. The transcript has 4 exons.
GAAAAACAAAAAACACAUUAAGUGCGCCAUUAAUAUUUUAGAUGCGUUCGGGUUAUAAAACUAACAAAUCAUAACGCCAAAUUAAAUUUCAAUAUUAUUUUGAACAAGCAGUGCGCAUUCAGCGCGCGGCGAGUGCUGUUCGCUGUCGGAACAUAAAAAAAUUUACUGAAAUUUCAAAAAAUCUGUGUACAUUUUGGAUUUAAGGACAGACGAAAACUUCAAGGCCAAGGAUCUACAGGCCAUAUAAUGCUGUUUCUACGGAGUCAAGAGGAGCACACGGCCGAGGAGCUGUUCAAGAUAAAACAACUACGUCAGCUGGUGGAGAAGUCCGAUGAGCUGCAGGUGGGAACGGAUGAGAUAUUUUUGACGAAAUUCCUGCACUACACAAACUGGGACACAUUAAGAGCCUAUCAGGCCAUACAUGCCUACUACGAUUUUAAGCAAAAGCAUCCCACAUGGAUGGCCCAGCAUCCCAUACAGUAUUAUGCCAAGCUUUUCUAUGCUACGCACUGUCGCUUCGUGAUGCCGCAAACGGACAAGCAUGGCCGCGUGCUGGUCAUCUUCAAGACGGUGGACGCAUUCCAGCAAUUUCCCGACUAUCUGCAGCAUUUAAUCGAAAUGGAUGAUCUCAUCUUCGAGUCGAUGCUAAUGUUGCCGCGCGUGCAGCGGCACGGCAUAACCGUGAUCUGUGAUCUUCAGGGCACAACCCGGAAUUUUCUGCGUCAGUUCUCGCCCAUGUUUAUGAAGAUCGUUAACGAAAAGAAUACGGUUCUGCCUUUUAAACAGCGCAUGGUGCACAUCAUUCAACGCGGCUUUCUCAUGCACGUUACCUCGUCAUUGUUUCUGCCUUUCAUGAACAAAGAUUUUAAGGAGCACAUUUUCACUCACGAUGGUCGGCAUUUGAGUAAACUACGCGACAUGGUUGGGAUUGAUUGUUUGCCCGCGGAAUAUGGCGGCCCGGCGUCUAAUGUACUAGAUACUAAUUUGAUUUUCAAUCACUUAAGUCAAAAUUCAGAUUACCUGGAACAAUUACAGCGAUAUAAAAAGCUUUAAGUAUGAUUCAAGAAGAAGAGAUUUAAAAUUCCUAGUAGUUCGACGUUUUCCAAAAAUAAACCAUUCAUAAAAGAUCUACAAAAUGUAAAUAAACCGGCGGCGCAGUACUCAGGUCUAAAAGUU